CUGGCAACACUGCAGAAUAUUUUUCAUAUGGAAGUAAUUUUGUUGUUUUAGACAAAGUUUUUAUUGCAAAUUGAAUUUGAAGGACGCAUGAAAAUUUGAAGAUGUUUAAUGGAAAUAAAUUUAUAAUUUUUGAACAAGUUUUAGAUAAUAAUACUUACUUUUAAAUCAGAAUUUGGAAAAUAUUAUAGUAACAGUAUAUACAAAUUAUGCAAUUAGUUUGUUUACUGAAAUGCAACAUGAUAUAUGAAUUAUAGUUUUGACUUAUGAGUUAUUGCAUAUUGAAAUUUGUAAAUUAUUAAUGAAAUUAAAAAAUAAAGAAAAAUCAACAAAUGGAAAAAACUUAUUGAAGAUUAUGGCUACUAGAAUAACAUUUUGGCUGAAUUUAUGAAAAACUUUCUAGGAAAUUGUGCAACUGUAUCAGAAAAGAAAUUUGUCAAAGUAAUCCAUUGAUCAAGAUACAUAUCAUAUGGAAUUAUGGGUACAUCAUCGGAAGAUGUUCUUUUAAUGGUUAACCAUGUUCGCUAUAACAAAAAUGAUGGAACUCUGUAUUUAAUGGCAGAAAGGAUUGCUUGGAUGCUAGAAGGAAAAGAUACUUUUUCUGUCAGUUUAAAAUAUGCUGAUAUUAAAAUGCAGAAAAUUUCUCCUGAUGGGAAAUCAAAAGUUCAAUUACAAGUAUUAUUGCAUACUGGAAGUGCAACUACAUUUCAUUUUACCAAUCCAUUAGGACAGGAAUAUCAAUUAAAAGAUCGCAAUGAAGUGAAAGAACUCUUGCAACAAUUAUUACCAAAAUUUAAACGAAAAGUUAAUAAGGAACUAGAAGAAAAAAACAAAAUAUUGCAAGAGGAUCCUAUUCUGUUUCAACUAUAUCGAGAUCUGGUAAUGAGUCAAGUGAUAACAGCUGAAGAAUUUUGGUCCAAUCAUGCGGCUAAAAGGCAAAGUAAUAAUAAAGAAGGUAAUGAACAACAAGAAGUAGGUGUGUCUGCAGCAUUUUUAGCAGAUAUUAAACCACAAACAGAUGGCUGUAAUGGUUUAAAAUAUAAUAUAACUGCUGAUAUCAUAGAAUCAAUAUUUAGGACAUAUCCAGCAGUUAAAAAAAAGCACAUGGAAAAUGUUCCUAACAAGUUAUCAGAAAGUGAAUUUUGGACACGUUUCUUUCAAUCUCAUUAUUUUCAUAGAGAUAGAUUAAGUCUUGGAACAAAAGAUAUUUUUACAGAAUGUGUUAAAUAUGAUGAGCAAGAUAUCAAAAAUGCAUUAAAAGAUGGCAUUCAAGAUCCUUUUGUAGAUGUUACUAAUUUUGAAGACACAAAUUUAGACGAUGGUUAUGGAGUUAAAACUGCAGAUGUCGUUCAAUCAAGUAUUAAUGCUAAUUUAUCUAUGAUUCGUCGUUUCAAUCAUCAUUCUAUGAUGGUUCUUAAUUCAACUUGUCAAAAUAAUCAAGCUUCAUUAGCAGUGAAUAGUAAAUCAAUAAAUAAUUCAAAACUCAAUGAAAAUGAGAAAGAUGCGAAACAAACUUUCAAUAACAGUAGAGAACCAACUGAUUUAGAACAACACAGAAGUAUUAAAAAAAUAAGAUUAGAAGAAAAGAUUCAGUAUGAAGAUCUUGGUAAGGAUCAAGGCAGUCAGUCUGCUUCUCUGAAUUUAGCAAAGUGUGACAGAUACAUCCAUGGUCCUACUCUAGUCACAGAUUCUAUUUAUUUUACUGAUGAAGAAAUUAGACAAUCCACUUUGUAUCAAUGUAGACUAAUAGCAAAUUGGAAUCCAUCAUUAUCAAAUGUUCAGUUAUCACAACCUGCUACAGCUGCACUUGGAGAAUUAUCACCUGGUGGAGCAAUUAUGAAAAAUUCUCAUCAUAUAUCAAUAAAAGAUACGAUAAGUAUAGAAAUUCAGCAAGAAUUACAGCAGUUAUAUAUUGCUCUAUGUGAAUUAAUUCGACAUUUUUGGCAGUGUUUUCCUACCACCACUUCACAAUUAGAAGAGAAGGUAAUUCGAAUGCAAUCUACAUUGGAAAGAUUUGAAGUUUCAAAAAUACAGCCUUUCAGAGAACGUCUGCUCAGAGAACGUUAUAAUUUGGGUCUGACUGACCAUAUGAUAAAUAUGUUAAGAGCUGCAUAUAGCAAAUUUGCAACUUGGCAAGGAAAGAGGAUUAGCAUAAUCAAGAAAUAGUUUAUUAACCAGUUUGAAUAUUUGAUGCCAUUUGGCAUUUUUUUUACACUGUCGGCAAAAGAAUUAUGUCAAUGGCUGAAAAACUUUUUGUACAUUUUUGUAAUUUAUUCAUUAAAGUUUUUUAAUUUGA
This is a messenger RNA of Centruroides sculpturatus (bark scorpion), 2293 nucleotides long. RefSeq names its product general transcription factor IIH subunit 1-like (gene Tfb1). Gene Ontology annotation, biological process: transcription by RNA polymerase II; transcription by RNA polymerase I; nucleotide-excision repair. The transcript is spliced from 14 exons. Gene Ontology annotation, cellular component: transcription factor TFIIH holo complex; transcription factor TFIIH core complex. The record is from RefSeq and is a predicted model, not a curated record. Bases 475 to 2163 code for a protein of 562 amino acids. Lineage: Eukaryota; Metazoa; Arthropoda; Arachnida; Scorpiones; Buthidae.